Molecule: messenger RNA, 1254 nt
Organism: Knipowitschia caucasica
Lineage: Eukaryota; Metazoa; Chordata; Actinopteri; Gobiiformes; Gobiidae
Source: the annotation of a GenBank genome assembly
AUGGCCACCACCACAGCGUGUGAAGCUCAAAUAAAUGCUCCCGAAAACAGCAUGCAUUUGAAGAAAGUGUUGUCCACAGCCUCGCCUCUUACGUUGAGGAUUGUGGCUGAGUGUCCGGUGACAAAAGCCAGAGCGUGUGAACUGAUUUUGCCCCACAGCCCAGUGAGCACCCCUGUUUUCAUGCCUGUAGGCACUCAAGGCACCAUGAAGGGGAUCACUGUGGAUCAGCUGGAUGCCCUGGGAUGUCAGAUCUGCCUGGGAAACACGUAUCAUCUAGGCAUGAGACCGGGCCCAGAACUUAUAGAAAAGGCUAAUGGGUUACAUGGAUUCAUGAACUGGAAAAGGAAUCUAUUAACUGACAGUGGAGGAUUUCAGAUGGUGUCUCUUGUGGAGCUGUCAGAAGUCACAGAGCAAGGAGUCAAGUUUAAAUCCCCCUACGACGGCAAAGAAAUCCUACUCACCCCUGAAAAGUCUAUAAGUAUCCAGAACAGUUUAGGCUCUGACAUUAUGAUGCAACUGGACGAUGUGGUGAGCAGCACAGUGACGGGCCCCAGGGUGGAGGAGGCUAUGCACAGAUCUGUUCGAUGGCUGGAUCGUUGUAUAGCGGCAAAUAAGAAGCCGCACAAACAGAAUCUAUUUGCUAUUAUCCAGGGAGGACUCAAUGCACAGCUGCGCAAAACCUGUCUGGAUGAAAUGACGAAACGUGAUGUUCCCGGUUUUGCCAUCGGAGGCCUGAGUGGAGGAGAGGAAAAGGAUGAUUUCUGGAGAAUGGUGACGUUAAGCACAGACCACCUCCCCAGAGAGAAGCCCAGAUACCUAAUGGGAGUGGGGUAUGCCGUCGACCUAGUUGUUUGUGUCGCUUUGGGAUGUGACAUGUUUGACUGUGUCUUUCCAACUCGUACAGCGAGGUUUGGCUCAGCGUUGGUGCCCUGGGGGUCUCUCCAAGUGAAAAGCAAACAGUACGCUAAAGACUUCAAUCCUAUAGAUCCUGACUGUGAAUGUCCUACUUGCAAAAGACACAGCCGCGCUUACCUCCACGCACUCUUCAAGAACGACACUGCAGCGAUGCAUCACAUCACCGUCCAUAACAUCUGCUAUCAGCUCACCCUGAUGCGUUCAGUCCGCCAAAGCAUCGUGGACGGCUGUUUCCCUGAUUUUAUACGCACGUUCAUGAAGAGGAUGUUUUCUUCUCCGGACCAGUAUCCCAGCUGGGCAGUGGACGCCUUGGCAUCUGUCAAUAUCACACUGCACUAA